AUGGACCAAGGUCGAAUUCGUACUUUCGUGUAUUACGAGUGGCUGCUGGGCAAAGGCACGGGCACCACGAUCGCCAACAUCUGCAGAGCGUGCAAGGAGGACGCAGUGUCCCAACGCACCGUCAGGCGUUGGUUCAAUCGUUUCGAGAGCGGCGACACGAGCCUCGAGGACAGGGAGCCCAACGGGAGGCAUUGUACAGUGGAUGAUGACGAAGUCCGUCGCUGUAUCAAGGAGAAGCCGGAAGCCACCACCCGUGAACUGGCGACGACGCUCGGCUGCAGCAAGUCCACCAUCCACAAUCGACUCAACUUACUCGGCUACCCCAAAGUUCUGGCUGGCCCGUGGGAUCCCCACCGUCUGAUGGACGCCAACAAGCACAGCCGCGUGGCCGUCGUCAAUCCCUUCUCCUUCAUCCGCACGCAAGGAGUUUCUCGAGGUUCUGGUCACUGAGGAUGAGACCCGCGUCCUCUACGACAACGUCGCCCACCAUGCCGUCUGGAUCCCGCGCGAAGAAGAGCCGCCGACAACGCCGAAAUCCGACCUACUUCCGCUGAAGAUCGUGCUCUGCUACUGGUGGACGCCAAGAGCAUGCUGUACUUCGAGCUGCUCCCGCAAGGCAGGACGGUCACCGCCUCCAUCUACAGCGAUCAGCUCGAGAAACUAGCCGUCGCCAUCCGAAAAAACCGUCCCCGACGUGCCUCGGUCCAUCUUCAGCACGAGAACGCGCGCCCCCACGUGGGGAAGAAGACCCAGCAGAAGUUGGCGACGCUCGGCUGGGAGACGGUUGCCUAUCCGCCGUAUUCCACGGACCUCGCUCCCUCCGACUUCCACUUGUUCCGUCCGCUCGAGCACCGUUUGGCCGGAAAAAAAAUUCACCAACUACGACAAACUAAAAUCCGACUUCGCGUACUUCUUCGAAGCCCAGUCCCCGGAGUUCCGAGCGAAGGGCAUCGGCGACCUGCCCAAUCGAUGGGCUAA
Messenger RNA from Caenorhabditis auriculariae, 978 nucleotides. Lineage: Eukaryota; Metazoa; Nematoda; Chromadorea; Rhabditida; Rhabditidae. The record is from the annotation of a GenBank genome assembly.